CACCCUGCAAGCCUUUAUCAAUGCCCCCUCCAUGGUUCUUUAGCAAGACAGCCUGAAAACCUCCUUCAAAAUCUGUCACAAAGGCCUCGCGAAACAAGAGCGAGAUGGGGAACACGCUUGGGGGAACUGGAGAGAAGAGUGCGAAAGAGUUCGAGCCGAUCAUCGAGAAAUGUUACGAAAAAUACGUCGACGAGAAAGAAAAGGUGGAGGCUGGAAAUAAAGAAAAGGCGGAGGAAUUAGGCUUGGCGGAUUUUUACCACCUUGUCUGCGAAACCGUGGAAGAAAUCAAUAAGAAGCUGGGGAACACGCAAUUUUGCGUGCCCAAGGUCUCCACUCUGGAUCAUGUUUAUCUGACUCACCAUCAAGGGAAAGGGAAAUCGCUGACCAAGGAAGAGUUCCAGACGAUCAUGCAAGAGGUGAUCGUGGACACGGGGGUCACCGGCUUCGGAGCCAAGGACAUCUUCUUCUACCUCUUCGGCGUCCCAGUGACGGCGCUGUUCAUCAAGCAAAGGGUCGCGCCGGACGCGGUCCCCAAUGAGAUCUUCAUCCCCGGUAUCACGUCCCUCACCGUCUUCGUCCUGGCGAAGAUUAACAAGAUAUGAACUGACUCAAACCUGCGGCAUUUACAUAUGGGCUUGUCUAUAGUUCGUGCUGCUUUUCCCUUCAUAUAUGGACGAGGAGGAUCGUUUGCUCUUGCCUUUUGGUUGAAAUGUCAAUUUAUCAAGCUUAAUGCUCGUGUGAUGAUUCAAAUUA
Messenger RNA from Eucalyptus grandis, 753 nucleotides. RefSeq lists its product as hypothetical. The transcript is spliced from 3 exons. The record is from RefSeq and is a predicted model, not a curated record. Lineage: Eukaryota; Viridiplantae; Streptophyta; Magnoliopsida; Myrtales; Myrtaceae. Bases 105 to 602 code for a protein of 165 amino acids.